Melanotaenia boesemani (Boeseman's rainbowfish) is the source of this 3706-nucleotide messenger RNA. It is a transcript of the gene invs, whose product is annotated as inversin. Gene Ontology annotation, molecular function: protein binding. NCBI's taxonomy places the organism in Eukaryota, Metazoa, Chordata, Actinopteri, Atheriniformes, Melanotaeniidae. Bases 330 to 3170 code for a protein of 946 amino acids. The record is from RefSeq and is a predicted model, not a curated record. The transcript has 18 exons. Gene Ontology annotation, cellular component: ciliary inversin compartment. Gene Ontology annotation, biological process: protein localization to ciliary inversin compartment.
GAGAUCUGGAUGUGCAGUGAAACUCACUGACAUGGACAACAUCUGUUGUUGUACCCCCAUCAACACAGAUAUGCUGUCCAUAGGGGGUUCACAGUGUGUGAGCAACCCACAGAUGGAGUGAGGAAGAUUUCUCUGGUAAAGAGAAGCAGAGUAGUGUCCUUCCUAAGUAAACCGUGCAGGCCCUAGUAACUUCUAGCCUGGGACCUGCCUCUCUUGGCUCCCAAGUUCAUGCGGCAGCCGUCAACAGAGAUAGGAGCGCCCUUGUCAAACUCAUCACAGCGGAGCCCUCUUUAACAGACCAUGAGGACCAGUUUGGCCGCACCCCUUUGAUGUACUGUGUUCUGGCCGACCGGUUGGACUGUGCUGAGAUUCUGCUAAAGGCCGGAGCCUUGGUCAACAAGACGGACCACAGCCAAAGAACUGCUCUGCACAUGGCUGCACAGAAGGGGAAUGUACGUUUCCUGAAGCUGCUGUUGUCCAGACGUGCCAACUGGCUUCAGAAAGAUUUAGAAGGAAUGACCCCACUUCACCUGGCCACCCGACAUCCCUCUCCCAAAGCCCUCGCCCUGCUGCUCAAACACAUCGGACCUGGAGAGGUUGAUACACAAGACAAGAACAAGCAAACGUCUCUUCACUGGUCAGCAUUUUAUAACCGACCAGAGCACGUCCGCCUUCUGAUCAAGCACGAUUCCAACAUAGGCAUCCCAGACAGUGAGGGCAAGAUUCCUCUGCACUGGGCUGCACACAGUCAGGAGGCCAGCGCCACACAGACUGUCCGCUGCAUACUGGAAGCAGCACCCACCGAGUCCCUGUUGAACUGGCAGGACUAUGAGGGUCGGACACCCUUGCACUUUGCCGUUGCCGAUGGUAACGAGGCAGUAGUGGAGGUGCUGACAUCCUAUGAGGGCUGUAAUGUGACCGCUUAUGAUAACCUCUUCAGAACGCCACUGCACUGGGCAGCUCUGCUGGGCCAUGCCAAAAUUGUCCACCUGCUGUUGGAGAGAAACACAUCAGGUACAAUUCCUUCAGACAGCCAAGGAGCAACACCACUGCACUAUGGAGCUCAAAGCAACAAUGCUGAGACAGUCGGUGUGUUUCUGUCCCAUCCAUCCGUGAAAGAUGAGCCUGAUCUGGAGGGUCGAACAGCCUUCAUGUGGGCCGCUGGGAAAGGCAGCGACGAUGUCAUCCGCACCAUGCUUGCCCUUACCCCUAACAUUGAUAUCAAUAUGGCUGACAAGUAUGGUGGCACAGCGCUCCAUGCAGCAUCCUUGUCAGGCCAUGUGAGCACAGUGAAGCUGCUGCUGGAGAAGGGAGCAAUGGUUGACUCUUUGGAUGUCAUGAAACACACACCACUGUUUCGCGCCUGUGAGAUGGGAUACAGGGAUGUCAUACUUACACUCAUCAAAGGUACUGCCCGUGUGGACCUGGUAGAUGUGGAUGGUCAUACUGCUCUGCACUGGGCAGCUCUAGGAGGGAAUGCUGAGGUCUGCCAGAUAUUGAUGGAGAAUGGAAUCAGUCCCAAUGUACAGGAUCAUGCUGGACGGACUCCACUGCAGUGUGCUGCAUAUGGUGGCUACAUCACCUGCAUGGCAGUCCUCAUGGAGAACAAUGCUGAUCCAAAUAUACAGGACAAGGAGGGGCGGACUGCUCUCCACUGGUCAUGUAACAAUGGCUACUUGGAUGCUGUAAAACUGCUGCUGGGCUACAGUGCAUUUCCCAAUCAAAUGGAGCACACCGAGGAGAGAUACACCCCCCUGGACUAUGCCUUGCUGGGAGGGCACAGUGAGGUGACUCAGUUCAUGCUGGAGCAUGGGGCACUAUCUAUAGCUGCCAUCCAGGACAUCGCUGCCGCUUCCAUCCAGGCUGUCUACAAGGGCUACACCGUUCGGAAGGCCUUCAGGGAGAGAAAGCAGCUUCUCAUGCGACAUGAGCAACUGCGCAAGGAUGCAGCCAAGAAGCGAGAAGAAGAGCAGCGGAGAAGAGAAGCUUCAGCGGCCACUACAGAGAAGCAAAGAGUUUCACUGGUGAGAGCAGAGCAGGAAAGGCCCUCCUUAGUGAACAUUAUGGAGGACUUGACCAUGAAUGACUCAACGGUGGAAACAAAGAAAUCAUCUAAAGCCGAACGUACAAGGCGGAAAGAGGAGAGAGACAGAGCCCAAAAGAGCAGGUUAUCCAGAAGAAGUAAUGCAACGAAGAUUCCUGAAGCUUUGAGCCACAGCUGUCCUGUGAGCAAUAAUACCUCGCCUGAUACUACACAGACCACCAGGCUCAAAGAACUUCUUUCUCCUGGCAGCUGCAAAGAGUCGUCCAGCCUUACACCCAAACCUCCCACUCCACCCAAAGUCAGGGAACGGUCCUCCUUAAACAGGUCCACUCCUUCCACACCUGUUUCCACAACAGACCAAAUCCAGGCCAGAUCCAAAGAAUGUAUCUCCUUGAAAAAGAGACACACUUACAUGAGUAUACAAACUGCUUCCAGCCAAAACAAUGACCAGGACUCUCCACAAAAGCACAAAAACCACAGGAAGCAGACUUCAGAGAAGUCCACUGUCAAAGACCAAACACGUGCUGCCUCAUUAAGAAGCAAUUCAUCUUUACAUCAAAAAAGGCCCUCAAGAAAAACCCAGUCUGGCACACAUGCAGCAAUGUUAACACAUACACAGUGGGACCACGACAAAGAGCAGCACAGGAGGAAAAAUGAGGCUGCAGUCAUCAUUCAGCGAGCCUGGCAGAGGUUCUGUGCAUGCAGAGGCAGAGAGACGAAGGCCUGUGAGGAAGCAGAGCCAAGUGAAUCAAACUACGCCCGUAACAGGAGGAAAAUGGAAAACAGAGCUCAACUUCCCAAACCAGCACAAAGUAAAACCUCCGUGCUACAGAGCAUCUAUGGAAACUCUAUGACCAGAAGAGGGCGUUCAUUUCGGGACUCUCAGUCUCAGUUGCUCUUGGACAUCCCUCUACACACCCAGAGCCAGUGUAAGUGUGUGUAUACACUUAACGCUUAUUUACCGAAAUGCACUUUCCUACAGGUAACUUUAUGUCCUUUUUUUUCCCCAGUGAGUGGUUUGGAUUGCGUGCACCUGACCGACAGUGUGAAUCAAGCCAAGCAUUACUCGUACCACCUGAGACCACACAGUGCAGGACAGGGGACAAGAGGCCGGGGGAAACAUUGAAAACACACACACAUACACACUCCUUGUGUUUUUUGAUGUUUUUUCAGCUGUUUGGCAGAGUUACCCCUAUAGAAUUACUCUACACAAUGUUUGUUCAAUGUGCCAAAGGUUCUAAAAUUAAGCCAUAUGACAUCAGAGCAUGACCUCACAGGGUGGGGUUAAGUCUACAAAAAUGACUAGUGUAAAAGAUAACCUUUCAUCCAUUGUGGUAGGAAUGCAUACACACUCCAUCUCCCUCAGUCUCCAUUGCUCUUGCACACACACUGAGAUAACCUUUUCUCCCGUUAUGGAAAAUGAAGCAGUCCAUCAACAGCCGGUCAUACAGAUAGCCCACCUGCAGCUGCUGACACACACACACACACACACACACACACCUUCUCUCACUCUGCACAUUAGUUUGGUUAAGUGUUUUACCCCUCAGAAGAAACUUAUUUCUUUUUUUAAAAUAAUGUUUGCAAAAAAAUAAUCAAUAUUGUGCAAUUUCAUAAAUGUAACAUGUUUGUUGCUUCAAAGUAUUGUGAGGAACAAUAAAGUAA